Messenger RNA from Gallus gallus (chicken), 3297 nucleotides. RefSeq names its product dynein axonemal assembly factor 1 (gene DNAAF1). Gene Ontology annotation, molecular function: protein binding; dynein complex binding. Gene Ontology annotation, cellular component: axoneme. Bases 199 to 2064 code for a protein of 621 amino acids. NCBI's taxonomy places the organism in Eukaryota, Metazoa, Chordata, Aves, Galliformes, Phasianidae. Gene Ontology annotation, biological process: cilium assembly. The transcript is spliced from 13 exons. The record is from RefSeq and is marked validated.
GGGCGCGCACGGCGUUGCCAUGGAAGCGGCGGCCGUUGGGGCAGGAGCUACGAGUCUGUUUGGCUCCGCGUCCCUUCCCUCUCGGUGUACAGCUUCUGCUGCCCGGGAAGGACUGCGGCCGGGCCUAGACAGGCUGCUGGCCUCGGGCAUCCGGCCCGUGUCCCUGCUACUGGCCCAAGCCGAGCUGCGGGGGGCAGAAUGCAGUCACACAGCAGAGAAUUGGACAGAGGCCACGAAGCAGCAGUCAUUGCACCAGAGGUUUUGAGAGAGACUCUGAGCAACACUGGAAAUGAAGCUGCCCAUGCACGGAGUGAAGACUGUCCUGUCAGCAGGGUGUCAGGACCAGAAGCAAAACUAGAAGGUUCUGAACAAGUAUCUGAAGAGAAAACUAUUGAAAAUGCAAUUGGCCAGAGGCAGUGUAAAGACAAUUUGAAUGACUAUAGCACUGGAGACACCCUCCAAAAAGUGCAAAAAGAUGUUAAAACUGAACAGAAAGCUAUCAACUGUACAUCCAGAGCAGAUCAACAGAAUGAACAAAAAUUGGUUGGUGAUCACAAGUUAGUAACCAGCUCAUUCACUCAAAAGACAGAAGAAAAAGGGGGCUGUGUAAGAAUGACAAAAAAGAUUCUGCAAGACAUUUGUAAGCAGCACAAAUUAUACCUGACCCCAUCCUUAAAUGAUACGCUUUACUUGCAUUAUAAAGGAUUUGACCGCCUGGAGAAUCUUGAAGAGUAUACUGGAUUGAGGUGUUUAUGGCUGGAAUGCAAUGGCUUAACAAAAAUUGAGAAUUUGGAGGCUCUGACAGAGUUGCGCUGUCUCUACUUGCAGCUCAAUUUAAUUAACAGAAUCGAAAACCUGGAAUCCUUACAAAAGCUGGAUUCUCUCAAUCUAAAUAACAACUAUGUCAAGACCAUUGAGAAUCUCUCUUGUCUAAAAGUACUGAACACUUUGCAGAUUGCUCACAAUAAGUUAGAAACAGUGGAAGACAUACAACACCUGCAAGAAUGCCCAAGUAUUUCUGUUCUCGAUCUUUCCCACAACAACUUAAGUGAUCCAAAUAUUGUAACUAUUCUGGAGACAAUGCCUAAUUUGCAUGUGCUGAAUUUAAUGGGAAAUCAAGUGAUUAAGAAAAUCACUAAUUAUAGGAAAACACUUACUGUUCGACUAAAACAGUUAACGUAUCUGGAUGACAGACCAGUAUUCCCAAAGGAUAGAGCCUGUGCAGAAGCCUGGGCUGUUGGAGGGCUUGAAGCUGAGAAGGCAGAAAGGGAAAAAUGGGAAACUAGAGAGAGAAAAAAAAUCCAAGAUAGCAUUGAUGCUUUAGCAGCAAUCCGGCAAAAAGCAGAGGAAAAGAAAACACAGAAGUAUAUAGAAGAAAGAGAUGCAGGUGCAAAACAUGGAAACGAAGGUGCAGCAGACACCCUAGAAGAUCCUCCAGGAGAGAAGACAGCUUCUGAAAGGGCUGUGGUUCCUGAACUGGCUGAGUAUGCUGAAAUCAAACAGAUCAAACAUGAGACACCAGAGAAGCUUCGACUUCAUGAACUACCUGAUUUAGAAGACAUAGAUGUAAAGGAAUUUCCUCCAGAAGAAGAAAUCUUUAUUCAAAAGCAAGAAUAUCACCCAAAGAUUGAAAUAAUUUCUGAAACGAUAAAUGAUGGUGAUUCUGUAUUAGAGGAAAGCAAUAAAACCACAUUUGAGGACUCAGUAGGAGAAGCUGCAACAUCCAUUUUUUCAAAUGCACGUAAGAUCCACAAAGAACAAGAAAAGGAGUGCUUUAUACCCCUUGUUAAAGAAUUCUUUACCGAGCCUUCUUAUUCAGGAAAAGACAAACCAGCUAAGUCCUGUAAAGUUCUGAUACAGGAGAUUAUCACCCAACCUACUGAUAAACUGUUGUCAUCAGUCUGCAAUCAGCCAGAUGAACCCAGCCCAUGGGAAGAGGAAAGGAAGAUCACCAUUGCUUGCUCUGGGAACAGUAGUGAUGGAGAAGUACAGUUGCUGACUGAAGGUGAAGAGUGUUGUCAUGAACCCUAUGACGACAAGGACAGUGAGAGGGAAUUAGACUGAUGGCAUUCAAUAGGACAGACCAUAUCUGGAGCGUCAUGCCUGGCUGACUGCGUACAAUUGUUCUCAAGAUGCAAAGUUCAGCAAUGGAACUUCUUGUUAAAACAGACCUAACACUUAUUAUAAAAACCCACUGCCUUAAACAUGAGUGUUUCAAUCAGUCAGAACUGAUGUGGCUCCAACACGUGACCAUCAGGGCAGGUAGGGAGUGCCUCAUGUUCCCCCUUCCAAAGGUGCUCGUCUCUUUGGGGCAGCUUUCCAGCUGCACUACCAGUAAAAGCAAGGGCACUUGUGUUUUAAGGUUAAAUUCCACUCUGUCAUGUCCUUUACUUUUCAUUGCAUCCUUCUAGAAAUGUUUCUUAUGUAACUUAUGGCUUUGUUACUUACUUAGUUUCAAUCCAUAUUGUGACACAUUUCUGUCAUUUGAACUAAAUGAAGAUUCUACUUGUAACCUAUCAUCUCACCAAUACAUGUCACGCUGGGUAGACUUUAAUGACAAACCAAGAUUUUAAGGAUCAAAUAUUCAUAGAUAUUGUGAUAGUUUACUCAAAAACAAAUGCAGAAAUAACGUCCAAGCAUGGAAAAUAUGAUUUUACCCUUUAAGGCAAUCUGUGGUGAAACAUCUACUGACGACUGCCAUUUUAAUGUUUUUUUCUCUUGACAAAAAAUGAAACAAAAAUAGCCAGGCAGUCAGUGGUAGAUAAAUUGAGUAUUAAAAGCAGACCAAAGGAAUUCUUUGUUCAGCAGCUUCUCUUUUACUCUACAGUAGUAGUUUUGUGCCAAAGUGCAGUGGAAGAGCAACAGCUCCUGAAGAGCUCUAUUUCCUCACAACCUCCCUCCUUUUAUUUUUUUUACUCUCCUUCUGAAGUAGAGAACAAAAUUCAAGGAAGUGAGGAUCACUGGAGGGUGGUGUUUCCUCUGUGACACCACAAUAACAACAGUAAUAAUAAUAAUAAAUAAUAAUUUGAAGAAAUGGCCAACUCUGGGCCAAUUCUGCUGCUGUGGCAUUCAUUACUUUCAUUUUCCUAGCAUGAAAGUGGUUACUGAACACUUCUAAGUGUCAGGAUAACGGAGGUGGCCUCAUCUUCAUGAGCUGACAUUGUCUUUGUGAUAGAAUCAACAACGGCAACGUGAGGAGUUAAGGUAAAUUUGUUGAGCCAAGUUUAGCUGAAUGUCUUUUUUCAUAUUUCUCUAAAUCUGUGAUAAUUUGUAGCAAAUAAAAUGACACAGACCUUG